AUUGCUCGAGUGUAUUGGUAUCAUUGUCUGAGGACAUAAGAACGUAAGAAAGAAGGAACACUGCAGCAGGCCUACUGGCCCAUGCAAGGCUUACGAUUCAGAAAACAGAUCAUAUUGGUGUCAAGGGGCAGAGAAGUGGGGAUUUGUGUUUGAAUUCCCCCCACAAAAGGAAGAGAGGACAGACCUAUUAGUUUCCAUAUAGUACAUACAUAGUACCUACAUUGUGCAUCUUGUGGAAGAGUCAAAAAUGGAUAGCAAGGACAAAGACCAUAUUCUUAGUCUGAAAGUUAUGCGGCUGACCCGACCCUCUUUAUUUACGGGCUUGGCAAUUGGGAGUGAUGCUCGGGAUUUACCAGGUGAUCAUCUCAAUGCAGAUAUUCGUGCUGAUAUAGCUAUUCCUCAGGGGCUUCCAAACACUGGGGUAGGGCACAUGCUUCUACUGCCUCAAAGCUUUGGGAACAUAUAUUUGGGUGAGACAUUUUCAUGUUGUCUCUGUGUCCAUAAUGAUGGAGAUGAUGCCAUUCAAGAAGUUUCAAUUAAGGCUGUCUUACAAAUGAGCAACCAACGAGUGCCAUUACUUGGUGAAGAAGACAGUGAGAUGCUACAACUCUUAGAAGGAAAUGGAACCAUUAAUGAGGUCAUUCAGCAUGAAGUUAAGGACAUUGGCACUCACAUCUUGGUCUGUGCUGUAAGUUAUUUGUCGCCUUCUGGAGAGCGUCUUAACUUUCGCAAGUUCUUCAAGUUCCAGGUCAUGAAACCUCUGGAUGUGAAAACCAAGUUCUAUAAUGCAGAGGUAAGAAGUAUCCAUUCUGAAAACAUAUUAGUGUAUUUUGUUCUAUGUAAUUAGGGAGUCAUUAUUAUUUUCUUCUAUUUGUCAAUUGGUUUUUAAAGGCUAAAAAAUUUGACAUUUCUAAAGCCAUAACACAAGUGACCAGUUUUGUACACAUUUUCAAAAUAAUGCAACAGUUCAGGAAUUGAUUCUGUUACUUUUACUUCAUUUGUUUUUAAUUUUAUGAUUAAAAAAUCUAUAGUAGGAUAACUUAUGCUGAAUGAUUUAAAGAAAUAUUGGUUGCUAUUAAUUUAAGUGUUAUAAUUUCAAUAAAAAAAAAAAAGCUUCUAACAUUUUGUAGACCGUUUCAUUAUCAAUACCUAUAUUUUAUUUGUUUCUGCAAACAUAUCUGCAUGCAUUAUUGUGAGAACAUUUUUCCUGGUUUUGAUUUGUGCUAGAUUAAUAUUUCUGUAGUUUGUAUUCAUGAAAGAGUACUUAAACGUCUUGUUUACCUGGAGUUUAUCUGGAGAGAGUUCCGGGGGUCAACGCCCCCGCGGCCCGGUCUGUGACCAGGCCUCCUUAGGUCAGUGUCCCAGGAUGCGACCCACACCAGUCGACUAACACCCAGGUACCCAUUUUACUGAUGGGGAACAUAGACAACAGGUGGAAAGAAACACGUCCAAUGUUUCUACUCUGGCUGGGAAUCGAACCCAGGCCCUCAUCGUGUGAAGCGAGAGCGUUAACCACCAGGCCACCAGAGCCCCCCAGGCUGAUAUCAGGUGAUAUCAGGGGUGGGAGCAAGGGGUUCUUCUAUAUACUUCCUAUUGGAUCAGGGUCUCUGGAACAUCAGACUCCAUUCAAGCCCCAGCAGAGAAUCAUGCUCCUCCACCUUUACCUGAUCCUGAAACUAUAUCACUUUGAAGAAGAGGGUCUGGGGAUGUUGCAGUUUAGAGGGUCAUGUGCCUUAGUGUUCACUAACUUUUUUUACUUAAGGAUUUUAUGUCUUCAGAUGUUAAUUCAGUAUAUUAAUUUAUUUACCCAGUUCAGUACUGUUUCAGUUUUCAGUAUUUCUCCACAAUAAGUACUUCACUACUAUGAAUUAAUUACUCCAGUCUUGUUAAUACUGUAUUACCAUAAUCAUAAUUUCAUUGAGUAAUGGUGAACAUACGUAUUUCCUUCUUUGGGUCACACUGUCGGGGUAGAAAAUGGUCAUUGUGGUAGAAAGACUGUUCUGGGGAUUUAAGUAUAAGGGAUAAGAUAGUGAGGGCAGUAAAGAGGCUGGGUUUGUGAUGUGAAGUGCAGAUGAAGUGAUCACAGGUCAAGGGUUACUUCAGGCAAGGGAUGGUGAGGUGGUGGUUAUUGAGGGAUGUGCAGGGUGAGGGGUGCUGAGUUAGUUAUAGGAAUGGAAGGAAAAGGCAUGGUGUGGACAAAAUAGUAUAGCCAAUUAAAAUGAUGGAUUGCAGCUAAAGUAAUAAAUAAUAAUAAUAAUAAUACAGUAUCUUCCAUGGGGAAAUGGAACAGAAUUCUUCCUCCGUAAGCCAUGCGUGUCGUAAGAGGUGACUAAAAUGCCGGGAGCAAGGGGCUGGUAACCCCUUCUCCUGUAUAUAUUACUAAAUGUAAAAGGAGAAACUUUCGUUUUUCUUUUUGGGCCACCCUGCCUUGGUGGGAUACGGCCGAUGUGUUGAAAGAAAGGAAGAUUCACAGUAAUAGUAAACACUCCAGAAUUUCUGUUUUCAGAAGGAAAAUAUAACACUGCUAAUGCAAAAGGGCAAAGGAUAUCUCUUGCCACCAAUACUCGAGAUGUUUAUGUCGGGUUUUCCUUAUGUCCAUCCAUAACUGGCUACGUCAUUUUCACAAACUUAAAGAAUAUUUUUCUUCUUUCAUUAUGCUAAAUAAGUUUUUCCAUUAUAUUAGAGACCACAGCCAUCUAAUGAACUGGCUUUCUUCCAAAAAUGUUUAUACCUCUUCGAAUGUUCACAGAUGGUCUCGCUGAAUUAACUAUUUAAAAUCAUCAUUAUCGUGAAUCCUAGCCUUAGGAUAACUUCUGUAGAUGCUUGCUUGCAGUACAUCAUCAUAUGCUGUAUGCUUCAAAAAAAGAAAAGUGUGACAUGACUUGAUUUCUGGCUUUUUUCUCUCUCCUUUCUCACUUGCAUGUUGAUAAUGGGCAUGCAUAAUGGUUUGUAGAUUUUCUAAACUAAUUAUUUGUCUUAAUACAAGGGACUUGUAGAUAACAUGACUAAUAUUGGUAUUGGGUAAUUUUUAAAAAUUCUAUUUGAUUACCUUUAUUUGGGUUUGUAAAAGGCUAGAUUUCUUUCUAUUCAUUGCUGGAACUUAGACUAGCAUAUGUACUUGUUACUCGCUUUGCUUUUCUAACAUUUUGCGCAAUAAGAGACUGAGGUUUCCAUUGAAAUAUUCUGAUGUUGGUUUCUGGUCCUAAGAAAAUAUAAUGCACUGUGUUCCUGGUUCUAAUUAAUCAUUCUCUUUGCAAUUAAAUUCUAUUAAUGGUAUGUAUUGGUAUUGUAUAGAAUAUUAUUUUUUAUAGCAAAACAUGAUAAUAAAAUAGUUUCUAAUUCACUAUUUAUACAGAAACUAGAUUUACAAUUAAGUGAACUCUUAUAGAAUUUAAGUACAGUAGAACUACAGUAUUUCCUUACAGUGGACACACAGCAAGAGCCAGGUGUACUAUUUUUUUCAACAUAUCUAACCUCAGCAUGUUUUUGCAUGGUCAUAUUGCUUGCUUCUGCAUGAAUACCUGCUGCUCUUCACACCUGCAUGCAGGACUAUGUUGUAAGUAUGACUCUUUUUUUUAUUUAGUUUGUAUUAUACACUUAAAUUCCCAAUUUGUGGGCUUCCUAAUUUGCAAUUUUUGAUUAUUUGAUGUUUUGCUGAAUUCCCAUUUGCAAAUAUCUUAGAUUAUUUGCAUUUUUUGGCAGUGCACACUAUGUCACAUUAAUUUAAGACCCCUGAAUUGAAAACGAAUCAUAGAAUUUUAUUCGGAUUCUGCAUACUGUCUUUCCUUUUUUAGUUUUUUUUUUUCUGUAUGAGUGUCAGUAAUAAUUAGAUUAGUCAUAUUUAAGGAGAAAUGGCCUCUGAAACAGAAAAUAAGCCCAAAAGUGAAAUAAAAUUUAUUAUGCAGACAU
Molecule: messenger RNA, 3909 nt
Organism: Cherax quadricarinatus
Lineage: Eukaryota; Metazoa; Arthropoda; Malacostraca; Decapoda; Parastacidae
Source: RefSeq, a predicted model, not a curated record